Messenger RNA from Rhinichthys klamathensis goyatoka, 1179 nucleotides. RefSeq names its product phospholipid phosphatase 5 (gene plpp5). Gene Ontology annotation, biological process: phospholipid metabolic process. The transcript is spliced from 8 exons. Lineage: Eukaryota; Metazoa; Chordata; Actinopteri; Cypriniformes; Leuciscidae. Gene Ontology annotation, molecular function: phosphatidate phosphatase activity. The record is from RefSeq and is a predicted model, not a curated record. Bases 96 to 1100 code for a protein of 334 amino acids.
AAUUGUCGGUGUAUGUGCACUGGCUCGUCAGUCAAACCUCUUUAUCGCGGAACUGUACCGCGGUCAGCUUCUGCUGCUGGACAUGUCAAAUAUAUAUGACCGACAACAUCGCAAAAUUCUGCUCCGGUGGCUGCUCUCAACAGCCGACAAGGCGACGGUUUAAACAGAAAAGGAAAGAAUCCGAAGGUCUGUAUUCAGCUCCGCGCUGCAGACAAAAGACGGAGGAUGCGCGAUGUCGUGUUUGCGGAAAUGUUUUAGGGGAAGGUGUCUCCAUAUUCAAUGACAAACCAAGACCAAAGAUGAGGAAGAGUUUUGAUAAUGGCUUCAUUGCUGAAGUUAUUGUACGGCUGCUGCUUUUAGGUGUUUUUCUCGUGACUGAGGGGAUUCCUCCAUUCAGCCGCGAGAUCCAGCCUGAGGAACUCUGGCUCUAUAAGUUCCAUCCCGUCAAAAAGGACCGUGUUCCUACCCGCCUUAUGUUUUCCAUCGCCCUCUUCGCUCCAUUGGUGGUUAUUUCUUUGUUUACCUUCUUGAAACAAGGUGGAAAGGAAGAUAUGAAAGAGGCAUCUUUGGCUGUGACUCUGACCCUGGUGUUAAAUGGAGUUUUCACUAAUGCAGUCAAGCUAGCCGUGGGAAGGCCACGACCGGAUUUCUUCUACCGCUGUUUCCCGGAUGGCCAAAUGAACCCAGAGCUUCACUGUAGCGGUGACCCGGAUAUAGUAAUGGAAGGCAGGAAGAGCUUUCCAAGCGGACACUCUUCCUUUGCGUUUGCUGGUCUGGGCUUCACUGCCCUGUACGUGGCUGGGAAGCUGCACUGUUUUAGCCCAGCUGGCCGAGGUAAAGCCUGGAGAUUGUGUGCCUUCCUCACCCCCCUCCUUUUCGCCAUCAUGAUCGCCCUCUCCAGAACAUGUGACUACAAACAUCACUGGCAAGAUGUGUUGGUGGGAUCUCUCCUCGGUUUGGCCUUCUCGUACUUGUGUUACCGACAGCAUUACCCAGCUCUCAACGACUCGAACUGCCACAGACCCCUCCGAAUGAGAGAGGCAGCGGCUCUUGCACAGGAACGCAAGCCGGCCAACCCAGGCUACCUCUUACCUUUGUAGGAACUCGAAUUCUGUUACACCUGAACUCGACCAACAACCAUAUACUGUGUGAAAGUUUACCAAGCCAGUUGCUGCGAUU